Molecule: messenger RNA, 1365 nt
Organism: Pseudophryne corroboree (corroboree frog)
Lineage: Eukaryota; Metazoa; Chordata; Amphibia; Anura; Myobatrachidae
Gene: SNRPC
Product: small nuclear ribonucleoprotein polypeptide C
Exons: 6
Coding region: 130-597 (155 amino acids)
Biological process (GO): spliceosomal snRNP assembly; mRNA splicing, via spliceosome; mRNA 5'-splice site recognition
Cellular component (GO): nucleus; U1 snRNP
Molecular function (GO): zinc ion binding; pre-mRNA 5'-splice site binding
Source: RefSeq, a predicted model, not a curated record
CUAAGAUGGCGGCUCUGUAAUGCUAGCGUGCUGUGUGACGCAACUUCCUGUCGACUACUACAUGCCGGCGGGCUGUGCUCGUUUCGUUUCCGGCUGAGACAAAGCUCAUUCCGCGACGUCUUCACCACCAUGCCCAAGUUUUAUUGUGACUACUGUGACACCUACCUCACCCAUGACUCGCCAUCAGUCCGCAAGACUCACUGUAGUGGUAGGAAACAUAAGGAAAAUGUUAAAGAUUACUAUCAGAAAUGGAUGGAAGAGCAAGCCCAGAGUCUAAUUGACAAGACCACUGCUGCAUUUCAGCAAGGCAAGAUACCACCAACACCGUUUGCAGCUCCGCCAGCUGGAAGUGCCAUGAUCCCACCACCACCGAGCCUAGGUGGCCCCCCACGUCCUGGUAUGAUGCCUGCACCUCCUAUGGCUGGCCCCCCAAUGAUGCAGAUGAUGGGACCUCCACCUGGAAUGAUGCUUGGACAUGGUAUGAGACCACCUAUGGGAGCGCACAUGCAGAUGAUGCCUGGACCUCCAAUGAUGCGCCCACCUUCCCGUCCCAUGAUGCUCCAAUCUCGGCCAGGCAUGGCACGACCGGACAGAUAGCAUGCUGGACAAAAUGCCUUUCCCUAAACAAUAAAGCCCAGUAGUGUGGGUGAUAAAGGGGUCAGCAAACUUUUGGCCAAUAUAUUACAAUUUUUGGUGUACUAAAGCAGUGACAGAUACCACCAUGUGUUUGGUGUGGGUUUUUUUUUUUGUUUUGUUUUUGUUUUUUUUUCCAUUUUAAACUUGGUGUUAAAAGUUUUUCUGGAGAACACAAACUACUAAAAUGCACGUGCUGCUGUAGGGUGUGUUUGUGUUUUUUUUUUUUUUUUUUUGUGUUUUUUUUAAAUACAUAAAUACAUAAAUCCAAGUUUGCCCAUAGUAACUAAGAUUUACCUGAAUUAUUCAUAUAUUUUUUUUUUUAACUUUUUAUUAAAAUUUGAAUGAAACUGCAUUACUUUUAUAGAACUUCAGUUUUAAAUUAAAGAUUUUGUGUAAUAGAUGUUGCGCUAUUUAUUUUUUUCACACUUAAAACUUACGAUAGUGCUGUAAUCGUAAAUGAGAUUCCAUGGGUUAUUUAGCUUUUUCAGUUGCAAUUGAUUUGAAUAGUUGCUAAACGUAUCUCUCAAAGAAUUAACAUGUUUGUUUUUGAAGAAAUUUCAACUUCUAAAUGGUAGUUCUAUUACUUGAAUUAUCCACCUACAAAUAACCAGAGAGCUGGAGUUGUGCAUAGCGUCAAGUUUGGGAAUGAAAAAAAACAAAUGUUUUGUUUGAUUUAUGUACAAAUGGCAUUAGUCAUCCUUUUGUAAAUAAAAUGAAGCGUACACCUCA